Messenger RNA from Sceloporus undulatus (fence lizard), 1454 nucleotides. It is a transcript of the gene CPB2, whose product is annotated as carboxypeptidase B2. The record is from RefSeq and is a predicted model, not a curated record. Gene Ontology annotation, molecular function: zinc ion binding; metallocarboxypeptidase activity. Bases 87 to 1349 code for a protein of 420 amino acids. The transcript has 11 exons. Lineage: Eukaryota; Metazoa; Chordata; Lepidosauria; Squamata; Phrynosomatidae. Gene Ontology annotation, biological process: proteolysis; fibrinolysis.
CACUCUUUCAACAGAGACUUUAGAAAAUCAACAGUGUAGGUCCUGAACCGUCACUGUCUUACUUGGUUUCACUGGAAACGGCUGCCAUGAGGUUUUUCCUUUUCAUUGGUAUAGUAUUCAUCCUCAUUCAAAGGGAACAUGUCUCAUCUCUCCAAAGUGACCAGGUAUUGUGGGCUCUUCCACGUUCCAGUAGGCAAGUUGAAAUUCUCCAGAAUCUGACCACUACUUUUGAGGUUGUGCUUUGGCAACCUGACUCACCCAGGAACAUAAUGAAAAACAAAGAGGUACAUUUCUACGUCAACAUAUCAGAUGUAAAUGACGUGAAAGCUGCACUUAACAGAUCUGCCAUUCUAUACAGAGUAUCACUGGAGGAUGUUCACAAAAUUAUUGAGAUACAAACUGCCAAUGACACUGUCACCCCCCGCAGUUCUGCAUCAUUUUAUGAACAAUAUCAUUCGCUAAAAGUAAUAUAUGCCUGGAUGGAAGAAAUAGCGACACAGCAUUCUAAUACCAUCCAAAAAAUCCCCAUUGGAGUUUCCUAUGAGAAACGGCCUCUUUAUAUUUUGAAGCUUUCAAGUGGAGGGGGAACACCCAAAAAUGCCAUUUGGAUAGAUUGUGGUAUUCAUGCUCGGGAAUGGAUUUCUCCUGCUUUUUGCCUCUGGUUCAUAGGACAUGCAACUCAGUCCCUAACCAGGGAUUCCUCACUGCAGAGGCUUUUACAGCACAUUGAUUUCUAUGUCUUGCCAGUAAUGAACGUGGACGGCUAUGAGUACACAUGGACUACUAAUCGAAUGUGGCGAAAAAGCCGUUCAGUGCACGGCAGCAACAGGUGCGUCGGGACAGACUUGAACAGAAACUUCGAUGCAGGGUGGUGUGGCAAAGGUGCAUCUCAUAAUGACUGCGAAGAGAUAUAUUGUGGACCGUACCCUGAGUCUGAACCAGAAGUAAAAGCUGUAGCUAAUUUUCUCAGAAAGCAUAAGGAUCAUAUUAAGGCAUAUAUAUCAAUGCAUUCUUACUCCCAGCUGGUUCUGUUUCCAUAUUCUUAUACUAGAAAUAAAAGCAAAGACCAUGAUGAGCUGCAACUAGUGGCAAACAAAGUAGCUAUUGCUAUAAGAGUUGGAUAUCAAAAUCACUACCAGGCAGGCUCUGGUGCACAAACAAUUUAUUUAGCUCCAGGAGGUUCAGAUGACUGGGCUUAUGAUCUCGGUAUAAAGUAUUCUUUCACUUUUGAACUUCGGGACAAAGGACGAUACGGAUUUUUGCUGCCUCAGCAUCUCAUUAAACCAACCUGCUAUGAAACACUCACUGGAAUCAAAAUAAUAGCUUCACAUGUUAUUAAAAAUAUGUAAAACACUAUCCCAUUUAGCAUUGUACAACAUUCCAGUCAGCCACCUUACAUGGCUAGACAAAUGUAACUUGCUUGGUAUUUUAAUUUCAAUAAAACGUGAACUUUU